This is a messenger RNA of Colletotrichum graminicola M1.001, 2196 nucleotides long. RefSeq names its product formyl transferase domain-containing protein. Gene Ontology annotation, biological process: biosynthetic process. The transcript has a single exon. Gene Ontology annotation, molecular function: catalytic activity. Bases 1 to 2196 code for a protein of 731 amino acids. Lineage: Eukaryota; Fungi; Ascomycota; Sordariomycetes; Glomerellales; Glomerellaceae. The record is from RefSeq and is a predicted model, not a curated record.
AUGAACAUCCUUUUCCUUUGCACCGCGCACAACUCGCUGUCGCAGCGCCUGUACCUGACUCUUUCCAAGUCUCACAACAUCACCAUUGAAUAUGCCCUCUCAGACGAAGCCAUGAUCGAGGCGUCCAAGCUGUUCAAGCCCCAUCUCAUCAUCUGCCCUUUCCUCACCACACGGGUCCCUCGCGAAGUGUAUGAAAACUACCUUACCCUGAUCAUUCACCCCGGUCCGCCUGGUGACGCAGGACCUAGUGCCUUGGACUGGGUGUUGAUGGGCGACGACGGAACGGAGGCAGACCCAGAGGCACUUAUCCGGAACGGCACAUGGAGCGAAUUUGGUCGAUCGUACUGGGGUGUCACUGUCCUCCAAGCCGUUGAGGAAUUCGACGCCGGACCGGUAUGGGCGUUCGAGCAGUUCCCAUUGCAGAUCGAUUCUCCCAACAUCACAAAGUCAAGCGUCUAUCGCGGACCCGUCACGCGGGCCGCGCUCACGGCUACCUCGGCGGCCAUUGAGAGGAUCCAAACCGCCUGUAUGCAAGCCGUCUCACCCUACACCCCACCUCCCUCGCCCGGUAACUUGAAGUUCGCCCCGCACCUUGUCAAUCCGCUCCUCCAAGCAAAACCAGCCUACCGCGACGCCUCAGUGACACUGCAGAAGGCCUUCCUUGGCGGAGUAACACGCCACCGACCCCUUCUCAAGGCUGCCCAACGCGACUUCAACGUCCAGUCACACACGGCUCGGGAAAUAUCGCGAAGGAUUCGGUCUUCGGACUCCCAGCCAGGCUGCCUGACCAAACUCUUCGGUCCGUCCCUAUACGUCUACGGCGGUAUCAUCGAGGAGAGCGACGACUUUGUCGGCCAGGCGCGUCCGGGAAAAAUCAUCGCUUACCGAGACGACGCUGUUUGCGUCGCCACAUGCGAUGAGAAGGCCGUUUGGAUCACCCACGUCCGCCGUGUCAAGAAGAAGACGGACGUCAUGUUGUGGCCCAAGGUUCCAGCUGUCUCAGGCCUGCAGGAGCUGGGUAUCAUUAACGAUGAUGCUGUCGCACGAAAUUGCAUCUCCCGAGCCACCGUUGACUGGUCGCGAGCCCCGCAUACUACUCAGCAGGACGUUUGGGUCGACUUUGAGACCUUCCCAGGUGCCAGGCGGGUUGCAUUCCUCUACUUCGAAUUUUACAACGGCGCUAUGAGUACGGAACAGUGCACCCGCAUGAUUAGCGCUCUUGACUUUAUCAUAUCCACCCACGUCGUGGAACGUCCACUCAGUGCCGUUGUACUAAUGGGAGGCGAAGGCUACUUCAGCAACGGUAUCGCACUGAACGUUAUCGAGGCUGCUGCGGAUCCAGCCCUCGAGUCUUGGCUGAAUAUCAACCGCAUUGACGAUGUGGUACACUACCUCCUGCACGAGCUUCCAUCACGCAAGAUCCUUACCAUUGCUGGCAUCAGAGGCAAUUGCGCAGCGGGCGGCGUCGCCAUGGCUGCCGCAUGCGACAUCGUCCUCGCUGGAACUGAGGCGGUUCUCAACCCCGCUUACCGCGCCAUUGGUCUCCACGGCUCCGAAUACCACUCCUUGUCAUACACCGGAAGAUGUGGCUCGUCCGGCGCCACCAAGCUGUUGCGUGACAUGAGACCACUGUCGACGACUGAAGCCCGCACAAUGGGCUUGGUCGAUCACACAAUCCCCGGCUCUGGUGCCCUUCUUGACACUCGCAUGCGAAAACUCAUCAAGUCCAUGCUCACUUCUCCAAAGACACUGGCCCCGGGGAUCUGGAAGAGCAAAGUCGACGUAUCCCCCGCCGGCCUGGCCUGUGCUCGUGCGCAGGAGCUCGGAGAAAUGUCAAAGGACUUCUGGAGCCCGAGGUCGUCAAGAUAUCACCUUCGUCGCAGAGACUUUGUUCGCAAGAUCAAGGCUGCAAAGACGCCUCUUCGGUUUGCGGCACAUCGCCGCAGCGACGGGGAUCUCGACGAGGAGGAGUCGGACGAGUUUGACGAUGUCGUCAGCUUUGAGCGCAAAGCAAGGGCGGCGUUGAUGGCUGAGCAGCUGAAGGGUUACGUAGAGAGCGUGACGUUAUCGACGCCAGCUCAACAUGUGGCCGCGAAUCACGACUCCACUUCACAUCACACCAGGGCGGCGAGCGACAGCGCUGGCAAGCGGGACUUGAGGCCCGUCUUCUCGUGCUACUAUGACGUUACGGCAUGA